UCAAUGUUGACACCGAACACAUGAAGCUGUUACACCAGAUGGAAGUUGACGCGUCUGCGUGGUUUAGUCGCAUGUGUACUGCGGUAGGCAGAAGUUUAACAUGUGCACAAAAAGGAAAUAAUAAUAAUAAUAUGUAAGCAUUCGUCCGUGGGUUUUAUGUGUUUUUGUAAGCAGUGUUAGUCGUCGUCUUCAAACAGGAAACGUAUAAUUUUGUCCAAGUUUAAUGACGAAGAAAAGCUAGCGUCGCCGUGUGUGUGCUAUCCACCUUCUCACUAAACUAGCAUUUAUAAGUACACAAAUGGUCGUCAUGUCGAAGGCGAAAGAGAAGAAAAAGCAUGCUGCCUCCGAGAAACAAACGCAACCUGGCGGGAAACGUAAAACCGUUAAGAAGAAAAAUAAGAUCUGGAAACAAAGUAAGUUAGUACAGAAAGCUAAGGUCGAAAACCCUCCCACGAAUAUUCUACUUACAAAACCUCCAAAGGAUGGGCAGCUCUUUUCUGCCAACUGGAAAGUAUUACAAGAGACUUUAAAGUCCAGUCAGACAAAAACAAAUCAGCCCAAAACAUCAAAAGACCACAAUGGUCCUCUGCAAGAAAAGAAAGAAAAGAUAUCUAAAAACAUUUUGCCAAGUAAGACAGAUUCAGGAAAAUCUGUGAAACACAAAACUGUUGACGCUCCGGUGAAUAUUCCUGCUGCGUCCGAGACGAAACAGCCGCCUGCUUCUAAAAGGAAAAAUAAAGCAAAUGGCAUUCCAAAUCUCAAGAAGCCAAAACUUGAGGUCAAAGAGACCAAACCUACAGCGGAGGACAUUUGGUUCGACGAUGUGGACCCUGACGACUUGGAGGCGACGGUUGGGCAGGAGGCAGCAGACAUCAUGAGGAAAAAGAUGGGCGUGCAGAAAAAUCCGGACACAGACGCCGCUCUGGUGAAGACGAAAGCUUUUGAAGGUCUCACAAAAGCCAUCGCCAUAGACUGUGAGAUGGUGGGAGUUGGUCCGGACGGUGAGGAGAGCAUAUUGGCGCGCGUUUCUAUUGUCAACCAGUUUGGGAAGUGUCUGUAUGACAAAUAUGUGAAGCCCACCGAGGAGGUGACGGACUACAGGACGGCCUUCAGUGGCAUCCGGCCAAAGGACAUCAGAGAUGGAGAGGACAUAGCAACUGUGCGGAAGGAAGUUUCCGAGAUACUAAAGGGAAGAAUAUUGGUGGGACACGCGCUGCACAAUGACUUAAAGAUUUUGCUUCUGGAUCACCCAAAAAAGAAAACCCGUGACACUCAGAAGUAUAAACCCUUCAGGAAGACUGUUAUGAGUAAGUGCCCCGCGUUGAGGGUACUUUGCCAGAGAAUACUCAAUGUCAAGGUUCAGCAGGGUGAACAUUCAUCUGUCCAGGAUGCCCAGGCCACCAUGAGGCUGUACACGCUGGUGAAGAAGCACUGGGAGGCCGAAAUAAAAAAUAGCAAAAAGGCGGACAAGAAGAGCGUGCGCAAGCUGAGGAUGCCCAAGUGCAAGCGUCCCAAUGCAGGUUUGUCCUUUUAACGCUAAGAGGGAGCGCUGUCGGCUGUACGUCAAUCAAGACACCUUUUUGUGCUUUUACUGCGAAGGCGACUGAAAAGAAAUAGACAAUGAACAUUUGUAUUUGGAUUAAGCGAGAACAUUGAGCAACUCAGGCCAUCAUGUCAAAAAGCAAAGAGGUGUUGAUGUCAACACCAUCGUGUUGCACCUCACCGGAUGUUCGUGUGUGGAACUUUUAGAACUUGGAUCGUUUCUUUUUUGCCACACGAUGCACAGUUUGUGUUGUUGAAAUGAAAAAUAAAAAAAGACAAAAUUGCUUAUUGAACUGAGCCCAAAAACGGAAAUGCCAGCGUAUAAAUUAACCUGAAUAUAUAUCCUGUUCAAGUCCUGGUUU
Molecule: messenger RNA, 1904 nt
Organism: Nerophis lumbriciformis (worm pipefish)
Lineage: Eukaryota; Metazoa; Chordata; Actinopteri; Syngnathiformes; Syngnathidae
Gene: rexo4
Product: REX4 homolog, 3'-5' exonuclease
Biological process (GO): rRNA processing; DNA catabolic process
Cellular component (GO): nucleus
Molecular function (GO): 3'-5' exonuclease activity; nucleic acid binding
Source: RefSeq, a predicted model, not a curated record